Molecule: messenger RNA, 1991 nt
Organism: Dicentrarchus labrax (European seabass)
Lineage: Eukaryota; Metazoa; Chordata; Actinopteri; Moronidae
Gene: prozb
Product: protein Z, vitamin K-dependent plasma glycoprotein b
Exons: 8
Coding region: 300-1955 (551 amino acids)
Biological process (GO): proteolysis; blood coagulation
Cellular component (GO): extracellular region
Molecular function (GO): serine-type endopeptidase activity; calcium ion binding
Source: RefSeq, a predicted model, not a curated record
GACCUGAAAAUCUGACUCCUGUGAAAAGACUGAAGACUUAAAAGAUCAUGUUUUGUAAAAAUGUGUAUAAUCGCAGUGCAAGUCGGUCUGUAAACUUACUGAUUAAAACUUAAUUAUAUUUCUAUUAGUUUUACUGAAGCUUUUCAAACAUGUUGGAUUUUUUAAAACAAGUGCAACAGACUUAAACUUAGAUUUAAACUCCGUCAUUUUCCUGUGUAAUGAAUCGGUUGUGACUCAUCAGUGUGCAGAUUUGUGUGUGUGUGUGUGUGUGUGUGUGUGGUCGCAGUGGAGUCAGUGUCAUGGCGGUCAGCAUCAUGUCGGCUCGCUGUCGAGCGUCCGUUCUGUUCCUCUACCUCCUCGGUUGCUUCCUUCAUGUCCUCGUCCAAGGAGAAGUGUUUCAGGCUCCGCAGGCCCAACACGUGUUCCUGCGCUCCAGACGGGCCAACACGUUCCUGGUGGAGGAGAUCCUGCAGGGGAACCUGGAGCGCGAGUGCUAUGAGGAGCUGUGCAACUACGAGGAGGCCCACGAGUACUUCGAAGACACCGCCAAGACGAUCGCCUUCUGGACCGUUUACUACGACGGGGACCAGUGCAAGCCGAACCCCUGCCUCCACGGAGGGAACUGCACCGACAAAGUGGGGGGGUUCCACUGCUCCUGCGCCACCCCCCACUACGGAACAGUCUGUGAACUGGGAGCGCCUGGAGAUGGAGGACAGCCACCCUCCUCGCCAUGUUGGCCCACACCCACAGAAAUCUCAGAGUGUCUGACUGAAGGUCCGACAGCGUGUCACCAGCUGUGCACGGCGUCCUUCCCCACCUUCACCUGCUCCUGCAUGUCGGGAUUCAAACUACAGACGGACGGACGAAGCUGCCUGCCUGAGGUGGAGUUUCCCUGUGGAAGACUUCCUGACCAGUUCAACACGACUGCGGCAAUGUGUCACCAUGGAAACUGUCCCUGGCAGGUGUCCCUGCAGAACUUCGACGGGGUGGAGCUGUGUAGUGGCGUGGUGCUGGGUCGAUUCUCUGUCCUGACGGCCGCCCGCUGCCUCUUCCUGGACUCAGGAUCUGAUCUCCGACCCUCCAACUUCUACGUGGUCCCUGGCAACGAGAAGAUGCGCGUCCCUGUCCGGGCUCUGUACGUCCACAACCGCUUCCGUCCAGAUCACCACGACAACGACCUCGUCCUCCUCAAGCUGGUCCGUCCGUUGCACUUUAGCCCCGCCCUCAUCCACCUCUGCCUGCCCACCAAGGACUUCAGUGAAAACGUCUUGAUGCAUCCUGGGAGGAUGGGAAUCGCCGAGAGACGGGGGGUCAGUCGGACCCAAAAGCUAGUCUACAUGACACUGGACGAGUGUCGCAGUCAGCUGUACGUCUCGCAUCCACUCAGCAACAAAAUGUUCUGCAUGAGGAGCCCGAAUGGACCUUUGGGGAACCAAAAUAGAGUCCAGAGGAGCCUAAAUGGACAUUUAGGGAACCAAAAUGGAGCCCAAGGAAUGCAGAAUCGAUCUUUAGGGAACCAAAAUGACACCCGGGGGAACUCAAAUGGCACUCGGGGGAACCAAAAUCGACCUUUAGGGAACCACAAUGGUCCCCAGGAGAGGCUGGAUGAGCAUACAAUGAACCAGAAUCCAAAUAGAGCACCAGGGACGCCAAAUGGAGCAGAAAACAGCGGCAGUUCAAAGAGACAUGAUCACGAGCACUCAGCAGGUGGUGGAAGUCUGAGGUCAGAGGUCAGAGACCGGCAAUGUGGCAACCAGUUGCCAGGGACACCCGUUGCCACAGUGGAUCGAGGGACGGCGUUUCUGACUGGGCUGCUGACGUCGUCAGCUCCAGGCUGCAACGGCGGUCUGGUGUUCACCAAACUUUCCCGCUACCUGGCCUGGAUCAAACCGAGGCUGGAGGACGCCGAGGACCACAUGACCCCCCAAGUCAGCCAGUACCCUGAGAGUCGCUAACAAGAGACCGCCAUCUUUAAAACUCUUUUCAUCAUC